UUCUUGCGUGUGAUUGGCCGGGUGGGCGAGGGGGAGGAGCCAAUGUGGCUGGCAGACCCUGUAUAUUCCACGAACCCUGGCUGUGUUCCUACAACGUCACCAUGAAGAUCACUUUGGCGAGCAUCUCUUUGCUGAUGCUUCUGAGCGAUGUCCACGCCAGCGUCCAGCCGCAGAAGAACUUUGACCUUCAGAGGUUUGCAGGGAGGUGGUAUCGGCUCGGCCUGGCCUACGAUUCGCCGGGUUUCGUGCGGCACAGAAGCAGACUCACCGUCUCGAUGGGCACCGUGGAGCCGAAGGAGAACGGGAACGUCAACAUGACCAUGUGGAGUUUAAGCUCCUCUGGCUGUCAUUCAAAGGUCUACAUUUAUAAGAAGACGUCUGUUCCUGGCGUCUUCACCUACUAUAGCACUCGUCACCGAAGGGUGAAGGAUGUCACCGUGGUGGAGACCAACUACACGGAGUACGCCCUGGUCCUCAAACACAAGAAGUUUAACAAGGAGUUCACGCAAGUGGCCCUUUACGGUCGAACUAAGAAGCUGAGGGCGGAUGUGAUGGAGAAGUUCAGAGCGUACGCCGCAGGUCAAGGAUUCCCUAAAGACUCCAUACUGACUCCAUCAGCCGCUGUCCUUUUAGAAGACUGUCCUCCUUCAGGAAGUUAGUCACCGUUCGAGCCGGAGGAAGCACCCAUCACUCUUAACGUGCUCAAAUGAUGUCUGUUUGUGACAGUUUGAUGUCAUUUGUUAUAUUUAUGAUAGAUAUAUCGCGUCUCUGAGGAUCUUGUCUGGCAAGAAUAAAACUUUUUUUCUGUUUA
Messenger RNA from Puntigrus tetrazona (Sumatra barb), 811 nucleotides. RefSeq names its product prostaglandin D2 synthase a (gene ptgdsa). Gene Ontology annotation, molecular function: small molecule binding. NCBI's taxonomy places the organism in Eukaryota, Metazoa, Chordata, Actinopteri, Cypriniformes, Cyprinidae. Bases 102 to 659 code for a protein of 185 amino acids. The transcript has 7 exons. The record is from RefSeq and is a predicted model, not a curated record.